This is a messenger RNA of Tyto alba (common barn owl), 3424 nucleotides long. RefSeq names its product peroxisomal biogenesis factor 6 (gene PEX6). Gene Ontology annotation, biological process: protein import into peroxisome matrix. Gene Ontology annotation, molecular function: ATP binding; ATP hydrolysis activity. The transcript has 17 exons. NCBI's taxonomy places the organism in Eukaryota, Metazoa, Chordata, Aves, Strigiformes, Tytonidae. Gene Ontology annotation, cellular component: peroxisomal membrane; cytosol. The coding region runs from base 21 to 2975 and encodes 984 amino acids. The record is from RefSeq and is a predicted model, not a curated record.
GUAUCUGUGGUCCCGGCUCUAUGGCGGUGGCGGUGUUGAGGCCGCUGGACGCGCCGCCGGCGGAGCUGGCGCCGGUUACCGCGCUGCUGCUGGCCCCGCCGGGGCUGUGCGCGGCGCUGCGCGGGCGGGGCGGCGGCUUGGUGCUGGCGGUGAGGCCGGCGGGGCGCGGCGGGGCGCAGGCGGUGCUGCUGAGCGCCGUGGCGCUGGAGGCCGAGGCGGGGGGUGGUGGUGGUGGUGGGGGGCGGCGGGGCGCCGAGCUGUUUCUGCGGGGCGCGACGCUGCGGCGCUUGGGGCUGUCGGCAGGCCGGCGGGUGGCCGUGUGGCCGGUUCGCCGCCCGCCGGCGCUGGGCUGGGUGCUGUUGGGAGCGGCGGGGCGCGGCGGGAAGCCGGCGGGAGGGGCGGUGUUGGUGCGGCGGGGAGAAGCGUUACCGGGGCCUGGGCCGGGGCCGGUGGUGCUGGAGGCCCGGCCGGCGCUCCAGGGGUUGCUGGGCAACGGCACGCGCACCGCGCUGGCUCCGCCCCCGCCGCCCGCCGCUGGCGCCCCCUGCCGGCGCCCCGCCGCCCCGCCCCUCGUCUCCCGCUUCGCCGCUACCACCGGGAGAGGCGGCGGAGGGGGCGGGACGCGGUUGCGGGCGGCCCCCGGGAGCGGCGCGGCGGGGGGGGGCGGCGGGGCGGAGGUGUGGGUGAGCCGGCGGGGUUUGCUAGCGCUGGGGCUUUUCCAAGGGGAGUGGGUGCGGGUGGGGGCGGAAGGGGCGGCCCGCCAGCAUUUGGCGGCUUUGCUGGCCCGCCCCCCGCCCUGGGAAUACCCGCGGGCCGCCCGCCGGUCCCCCCACGACGGGGCCGCGGUGCUGACCCCCGCCUUGGCCUUCAACUUGGGCUGCGACCCCGCCGCCGCCGCGCAACUCUGCCUGAGGAGGUACGAAAGAACCGGCUCCGCGGAUGGGAAGGGCAGCCGGUCCGUGCUGGCCGUGCCGCCCUUCGCCAAGGAGCUGCGCCUGGAGAUGGUCUCCUCGCCAACCUACAGCCCCCGGGGAGGCUACGACUGCAUCCUCAACCGGCACUUCGAGACGCCCCGGCUUGUCCAGGAGGGAGAUAUCUUAUGUGUGCCAACAUUUGGAUAUGCCGACUUUUUAGAAGCAAAUGCAGACAAAUUCUUAAGGUGGCCGGAGCUUUAUUUCAAAGUGAGGAAGAUUUUAGGCACGGUGGAAGGCGAGCAGUCCGAGGGUUACCUGGUGGACACCCAGAACACCUCUCUCUAUCUGGUAGGUACAACAAACAGUGCUGUCCCAUCCGCCCCAGCCUAUAACAGCCACGAGUUCUGGAGCAGUUUGUCUCCUGCUGGACUUUCUGAUGUUGUGAAGCAGCUCUGUGAUGCUCUUCGGCCUCACCUGGACAGUCGGGCAAGUGCGCUGAGCGGGGCCGGCAGCGUUCUCCUCUCAGGGCCAAGCGGCAGUGGGAAACUGAUGGCUGUCAGAGCUGUGUGUAGCCGCCUCAACCUCCACCUCUUCAAGGUCGAUUGCGUUAGUUUGUGCAGUGACACCAGUGGAGCCACAGAGGAGAAAGUGCAGAUGGCUUUCACCCAGGCCCAGCAGUAUCGUCCGUGUGUGCUCCUGCUGAAAGACAUUGAGGUUCUUGGCAGAGACCGGGACAGGCUGGGAGAGGAUGCCAGGGUCAUCGCCACUCUGAGACAGCUGCUCCUGGACAGAGACCCAGCGCCGAGCAGCCACCCUGUCCUGGUGAUCGGUACAACCUGCAAGCCCCAGGAUAUUCCUGCAGAUGUGCAGACGGCUUUCCUCCACGAGGUGAAAAUCGAAGCCCUUUCAGAAGAGCAGAGGAAGUCAAUGCUGAGCAUGCUGACUGCCAGUCUGCCUCUGGGCAAAGAAGUGAGCCUAUCCAAGCUGGCCCGCAGGACUGCAGGUUUUGUGCUGGGCGAUUUCUGUGCCUUGUUGUCCCACAGCAGCCGGGCUGCUUGUACCCGCAUCCAGGCCUUGAGUUUUCCAGGCGGACUGAGCGAGGACGUGGAGAGAGAUUUUUGCACUGCUGGCUUCCCAGUGCUCGAGGAGGAUUUUAGCGUUGCGCUGGACCAGCUGCAUGAUGCCCAUUCGCAGGCCGUGGGAGCCCCGAAGAUCCCCUCUGUCUCCUGGCAGGAUAUUGGUGGGCUCCAGGAGGUGAAGAAGGAGAUCCUGGACACUAUCCAGUUGCCCCUGGAGCACCCAGAGCUGCUGUCACUGGGUCUGUGCCGCUCUGGUCUGCUGUUGUACGGGCCUCCGGGGACAGGGAAGACCUUGCUGGCAAAAGCUGUGGCAACCACAUGCACCAUGACGUUCCUGAGCGUGAAAGGGCCAGAGCUCAUCAACAUGUACGUUGGGCAAAGCGAGGAGAACGUGCGUAAUGUGUUUGCCAGAGCCAGGGCAGCUGCUCCCUGCAUCAUCUUCUUCGACGAACUGGAUUCCCUGGCCCCUAGUCGUGGGCGGAGUGGAGAUUCGGGGGGUGUCAUGGACAGAGUUGUCUCACAGCUCCUAGCUGAGCUUGACGGCCUUCAUUCCACCAGAGAGGUGUUUGUCAUUGGAGCUACGAACAGGCCUGACCUCCUGGACCCAGCUCUGCUCCGGCCGGGCAGGUUUGACAAGCUGGUCUAUGUGGGCAUAAACGAAGACCGGGAGUCGCAGCUGCAGGUGCUGAGCGCCGUCACCAGAAAUUUUCAACUGGAUCCUUGCGUGAAUCUCACCGCCGUCCUGGAAAAAUGCCCGGCUCGCCUGACAGGAGCAGACAUCUAUGCCCUGUGCUCAGACGCCAUGCUGUGCGCUGUCAAACGCAAGGUGGAAUGGAUUGAGGAAGGGCUGGAUACCGAGAGCUCUGCUCUGAUCCUGACAAUGGAAGAUUUCCUGCAGGCUGCUGCGAGCUUGCAGCCAUCCGUCUCCGAGCAGGAGCUGCUCAGGUACAGGCUCAUCCAGCAGAAGCUUGCUGCCCGCUAAUGCUCAGCAGAGCUGGGACUGGAGGGGCGAUGGGGACGGCGUGGUAAGGGGUCUGAGAAAACAAGGACGACCAGGCACCUGCCAGCUCCUCUCAGAUGUCCCUGGGCCCCUUUCUAUCGAGCUCGCGUGGAAGAAGCGGCCGUGCAUUUUCUUGCUGGGAGCACUGCCCUGCUCAGCCAGGCUGGUGUUGGGUUCUGCAACGGCCCCUCGCAUUUCGGGGAGCACUCUGCGGCUGCCGGGUGACCCCCGUGGGGAGGAAGCCGAGUCCCGGGGGUGGGGGCAAUGUGAGAGUGGCUCCGUGGGUGACAGCCACCAAACAGCACGCGGUUUGGCAGCAAGAGCGGGGCUGGAGGUGUUGCUGGUUGGGGUGUCAGCCCCCGCUGAGGGGUGCUGGCAGCUGACCCGGGCUCGACAUGGUCCCGCUGAAUAAAUAGGGGCUUUUGGCACUA